Molecule: messenger RNA, 3285 nt
Organism: Eleginops maclovinus (Patagonian blennie)
Lineage: Eukaryota; Metazoa; Chordata; Actinopteri; Perciformes; Eleginopidae
Gene: cnn1b
Product: calponin 1, basic, smooth muscle, b
Biological process (GO): actomyosin structure organization; actin filament organization
Cellular component (GO): actin cytoskeleton
Molecular function (GO): actin filament binding
Source: RefSeq, a predicted model, not a curated record
AUCCUACAAAGGAGCAGCAACUAGAUCCACUCCGACGAUAAAACCAAUAAUUAAAAGUGAAGUGAUAAUACCCUCGGAUUUGUUUGGGACUUUCCCUGUGUGUCCCCUCUGCUUCCCCUCUUUUUAAAGCCCUUAUUUCUACUGUAAAUAAAAGAAAACGACAGGAUGACAACACAUUUCAGGAGCGGACCUGCUUUCGGUCUUUCUGCAGAGGUCAAGAGUAAGCUGGCGGGGAAGUACUGCCCUCAUAAGGAGGAGGAUCUGAGGCUGUGGAUCCAGGACGUGACGGGCAAACGGGUCGGGGACAACUUCAUGGAGAGUCUGAAGAAUGGAGUCCUGCUGUGCGAACUCAUUAACGUGCUGCAGCCAGGCUCUGUGAGAAAGAUCAGCCAAUCCACUCAAAACUGGCACCAGCUGGAAAACAUCGGGAACUUUGUGCGUGCGAUCACAGAGUACGGCCUGAGGCCAGACGACAUCUUCGAGGCCAACGACCUGUUCGAGAACUGCAACCACACUCAGGUCCAGAGCACACUGCUCGCCCUGACUGGAAUGGCCAAGUCCAAAGGCUUCCACUCUAAAUACGACCUAGGAGUGAAGUACGCCGAGAAGCAGCAGCGCCGCUUCGCUCCGGAGAAACUGAAGGAGGGACGCAACGUCAUCGGCCUGCAGAUGGGAACCAACAAGCUGGCCAGUCAGAAGGGCAUGACGUCUUACGGCACACGGCGCCAUCUGUACGACUCCAAGAUGGCAAUGGACAACCCUCUGGACCAGUCCACCAUCAGCCUGCAGAUGGGCACCAACAAGGGGGCCAGCCAGGCUGGUAUGACGGCCCCGGGCACCAGGAGGCACAUCUUCGACAAGAAGCUGGAGCUGGAGAACUGUGACACCACCACCAUCUCCCUGCAGAUGGGCACCAACAAGGUGGCGUCGCAGCAGGGCAUGACCACCUACGGCCUGCCGCGCCAAGUCUACGACAACAAGUACUGCUCCAACCCCACCGAGCCCACAACAACAACGGGGGGGACGAGUUCGACGGGUACCAGUACGACGACUAAAACCAACGACACAGAAACCCCCAACCUCCCUCCCUACGCUUAACGUCAGCCGACAAGAAAACACGACUCCGUGUCGAAGCAAACUGACUCUUAUUUAACACUGACGUCCUCUUCAUUCCCUAAAGCUUUAAGAAUUGGUCUUUCCUGAGUUAAAGAAAAAAUAGCGUUUGCACUGACCCUUUACAUCCGAGGUUUUUACUUCCGUAUCUCUGAGGAAUCUUAUUACUGCAAAAAGGCCCAGCCACUCAGAUUUGUGCUAUUUAUAUUUUUUGCUAUAGCUUUUUUUUACUUGCAUUGUAAAACAGUGGUGUAGGAAUGAGUCCUAAAACCCGGAAGUGAGUUAGCAUUUUAGCAUGAGCAUUUAUUAAAUAUGUAAGUAAGUACCCCUCUCGGAACGUCUGAAGCUUUAAUGUGUUUUAGAAACGACGGUUGCUAACAAAUGGCUUUAAUAUACUUAACGUUAUCACACUAAAAACUAGCCGCCGUUAGCUUAGCGCUGGGGAAGUGAGGGCGUGUGACCGUGACGUAGUUCCUUUAUAGCCCAACGUUAGCCCUUUAAUUGUAGAGAUGGCAUUGACGCCUGUUUAAGGUUAGCAUUCGUUAGCCACAGAUCUUAUUUCCCGCAAUAUUCCAAAAUCCAAUGGAAAAUCCAAUUGGGUUUUUGUCGAGGGAGCCCUUGAGAUGCUAACUUCCUGUAUGGCCUACAAAAUACGUCAUCCCUGCACCACUCUGCUAGAGAUGUAGAACUUUCCUUCCCUAUCCUUCCAAUCAAGUGUUGAGAAUUCAAAGCUCCUUGAAAAAAGGAGACAAGCGACCGUGUUGGUGCUAUUGAACUUUGACCCAGUUGGAACCGAGUCCACGUCGACAUUGGAGCUCCGCAGGGAUUUUUUUUUUUGUACCGACAGCAUUGACCUGAGCCCGAUGACGCAGGAGGACUCGUAGCUUUUUUUCAGUUUUGUGUCAUGUUCACAGGCCGGCCAGAUUACCCAUCACGCCUUUUCCUUUUAUCGGGGAUCAUUUCCAUGGCUUUGAGUGCAGCAUGUGUUUGAUUUAUUUUUAAGUAAAGGGGACAAUGCUUUUAUAAAGUGAAAGAGCAAAAGUAGGUGUUGUGAAAUAUAGUUUGAAGUCACUCGUAGUUUUUGUCCUUUCCUCCAUCUUUUACUGAAUUUGCCUCGGUCGACUUUGGUACUGUUGCUCCUUUUGCACUGCUUCACCCAAAGGUGGAAUUUAAACAAGUUCAUUUGAUCAGAUAAUGUACUUAAAUUUAAGGUACUUUCCUUGAGUAUUGACUUUUUAUACUUCUAUAUAUAAUGGCUUUACAUUCAGGGUUGCUACAGUUUGAGAAAAGUUAGAUUCAAGAAUAUUUUUAAUGCAAAUCAGAAGAAAACGUAAAAUAAUUGUGCGAUUCCGCUGCCUUUGUUCUUACCAUGCCAAGUUUAAAAUGUUUCCUGCACAAAGUGCCUUACAUAAAUUGCCUGGUAGUGGAUAUGGUAUUUAGUAGUUAGCCUUUUCAAAAUAAGACUUUACAAUUAAGGUUGUAAAAUAAGUUGUAAAUAAAGGCAACGAUAUUUUCAUAUAAAGCUCACAAAGGCAGUAUUUCUAAGUACUUUUUCCUGAGCAACAUCUUCAAGGCAGGGGUUAUAGGUUGUAUUUUUCCAUUAUAGUAUUGCUACUGUUACUCAAGUAAAGUAUCUGUAAUCGCUAAGUGAAUCAAACCCAAUCUAAAGACUGUUAGCCCACCGGAUGUCCUGAAUGUAAUGGUAUGGAAAAGUUGGACAGUAGCUGUUACGGGAUUCAUUUUCAACACGUUAGAGAUAAAAUAAUGUGCAUUUACACAAUUACUGAGGAGCCUGAGGUACUUGUGGUUUAGAAUUCAACAGCAAAGCUUUACUCUUGUGAAAUAUUCAGACUUUUGGCUUUGAAUUACUGUCAGAAAAAGCUUAUUUUAGAUCAGAGCUCUUAUUCAGCGUCAAAGUGUGCCCUCUAGUGGAGGAAGCGCACACCUACACUCACUCUAUUUCAUGUAAAACAUUCCCUUUGUUCCCUCAAAUGUAGGAAUGUAGUUUUUAGUUCCCUGUAGCAUCCAAAAUGCUCAAUAAUUUAAUAGAACAUUUCACCUUAAUGUGACGGCUGUAUUUCAAAUCUGACACUUUUUCUAACCUCUUGAUUUUUCUACUUGUACGCCUUUCACCAAACAUGACAUUUGUGCAAUAAAAACACUUGAAAACGG